Molecule: messenger RNA, 1513 nt
Organism: Beta vulgaris subsp. vulgaris (sugar beet)
Lineage: Eukaryota; Viridiplantae; Streptophyta; Magnoliopsida; Caryophyllales; Amaranthaceae
Product: phosphatidylglycerophosphate phosphatase PTPMT2
Exons: 6
Coding region: 271-1125 (284 amino acids)
Biological process (GO): protein dephosphorylation
Molecular function (GO): phosphatidylinositol-4,5-bisphosphate 5-phosphatase activity; protein tyrosine/serine/threonine phosphatase activity
Source: RefSeq, a predicted model, not a curated record
AGUCAAAUUAAAACAAAAAGUGGCGGUUAUAUUUGCUGUCCUACAGUUCUUCAUCCUUUAACGCAACAGUCCAAUUUUACUUGCAAACUCAUCUUAACUACUAUAAUCAACGAAUCUCCAUCUUUCUUUCAUAUAAAAAUCUACUAAUCCCCCUUAAUCUUCUUUUAACCAAUGCUUUGCUUAAUAGAGUACUAAUCAAAAGAUAAUCUCUUCUAGGAAAAGUUUAAGUUGAAAGAUUUCAAAGAUUUGCAAUUUCAGAAUACAUUUUUAAUGAUGAAUACCCAACAAAAUGAUGAUCUUGUUCAUGGGAAAGAAAAUGGGGAUUUCAAGAAGAAAACAGAUGUUAAAUUAAGUGCUAAAAAAGUGUUAAUUGGAGCUGGAGCUCGUGUCCUCUUUUACCCAACUCUUCUCUAUAAUGUUAUUCGUUACAACAUUGAAUCUGAUUACAGAUGGUGGGACCAAAUUGAUGAGUUUUUGUUGUUGGGUGCUGUGCCAUUCCCUAAAGAUGUUCCAAAAUUGAAGGAACUUGGUGUUGGUGGGGUGAUUACCCUUAACGAGCCUUUUGAGACCUUGGUUCCUACAUCAAUGUACAAGGAUCAUGGAAUGGAGCAUCUCAUUAUCCCAACCAGAGAUUACCUGUAUGCUCCUUCUUUUAAAGACAUCAACAGAGCAGUAGAUUUUAUUCAUAAUAAUGCAUCUUGUGGUAUAGCAACUUAUGUACAUUGUAAAGCUGGGAGAGGAAGGAGCACGACUAUUGCACUUUGCUACCUGGUUAAGCACAAGCAAAUGACACCUUCUACUGCUAUGGAUUUAAUACGUGCAAAAAGACCUCGAGUGUUAUUGACUUCAAUGCAGACUAAGGCUGUUGAACAAUAUUAUCGCCGGUCCUGUUCACCUGUUUCUACGCACUCUGAUUCAAGCGAUGAAGUCUUGGUAACACAAGCUGAUCUUGAGGGAUACGAGAAAAAUUCUGAAGUUGCUCCGAUUAACCAAAAGAAAUCCAUUCCAAAAGCAGCAAGGAUUCUCCCAAUAUCAACAACACUUUCAUCUCUCCUCUCUUCUUUAACCAAUGCUUGUUGUUGUGCAUCCAGAUGUAGUCAGAAGCCAAAGCAAAGUACCUGCUAGUUGGAAUACUAAUGACCCAUUUGGCAGGUGGUAAGUGGUAAGUGGUAAUUAAGUCACAGUUGGAUGUUUAAGUCCAGGUUUUUUGAGCAAACUAACAUCAUUCUUCUCGAGUCGAGGAAAUUGUACAUUUGAUAUUAUAGCAAUUUGUUUACGUAGGAAAGAUCAAAGAUAGGAUGAUAUGAGUUGGUGAUCCAUGAAAACGUUAAUACUGCUAAGUGAACGAAUUAGUAUACAUAUGAAGCCAUUUACAUUCUUUUCAAUAGGUCUUCUGCCUCGUAUUGUAAAUUUGUACUGUGUCAGUAAAUACUUCAGUCUGUAAAACCUGUGUAUUCUUCACCUUUGUGCUAUACUGAAUGAUUCUAAUACAUGUAAAUUCCUUCUUUGGUUA